GCACUCGUAGCAUCAUGUCGACGAUUUUGAACUCGAUCGUGGCAGCGCACGCAAAGACCCCUGGCAAUCAAUGGGAGUACUUUGAGUUCAGCGUGAAGCUAACUAUGGCUCGAUGGACUGCCUUGCGUAUGGCCAUGGAAGGCGAAUGGGGUGGAGGAGACAUGCGUCGCAAAUUCGAGAUUUUGCUAGACGACGUGUUGAACUGGUUCAAGUACCAAAAGUCCGUCGAGUACGACGACUUGGCCGCAGGCAUUGAAGAGUACAUUGAAAGCGAGUUUGCGCUUGUGUGCGAAGACGACAGCGUGGAUGAAGUCGCCAAGUUGUUGCUCACGUUGGCUGCUGAAUGCAAGCAAGGCGACUUUUCGCGCGUCCGAGCGCUGGAGGAACAGUUCCAAACGUCGACGUUUGCAAUCGAUCUGAAGAAGGCCAAGCUUCGGGAAGAACAGGCAUUGCUUCGACGAGCGGAGCAACAAGACGAGAACCAAGACAUGGACACUGCGGACGAACCCCUCGUGGACGACGAUGGCUUCCAAACCGUGCGCCGGUCGACGCGCAAGAAGACCCAGCCCAAGUUCUUUGACCCACAAGUGGAGUUUCCCGGUGCCAACUAAGCAUUGUGUACUGUUAAUUUACCUUAUUGCCCCAUCACUUUGGACGCGGUGUUCCAAUGCUAUGAAGGUCCUUCCUGUUGGGUAAUUUAACCUAAAG
Messenger RNA from Aphanomyces astaci, 708 nucleotides. RefSeq lists its product as hypothetical. The record is from RefSeq and is a predicted model, not a curated record. Bases 15 to 611 code for a protein of 198 amino acids. Gene Ontology annotation, cellular component: nucleus. The transcript has a single exon. Gene Ontology annotation, biological process: maturation of SSU-rRNA from tricistronic rRNA transcript (SSU-rRNA, 5.8S rRNA, LSU-rRNA). Lineage: Eukaryota; Oomycota; Saprolegniomycetes; Saprolegniales; Verrucalvaceae.